Pneumocystis jirovecii RU7 is the source of this 1890-nucleotide messenger RNA. RefSeq lists its product as uncharacterized. The record is from RefSeq and is a predicted model, not a curated record. The coding region runs from base 1 to 1890 and encodes 629 amino acids. The transcript is spliced from 5 exons. Lineage: Eukaryota; Fungi; Ascomycota; Pneumocystomycetes; Pneumocystales; Pneumocystaceae.
AUGGAGACAACUAAACACAAUAUCAUAUGCUUUUUCGAAAGAAUCAAAAGAAAACUUAAAUUUAUUUACUUCAAAAAAAUUAGGAGUUAUGGCCCAUCAGUACAUUCUGAAUCAACUGAUUCCUUAUCAAAACACUUACUAUCUUCAUCUGCAUGGUUUAUGGUUUUAGGUGAUGAUGUUUCUAUGUAUAGUCUUAUCUUAGAUGAUUCUAUCACAACUGAAGAAAAAUGUAAAACAUAUUUAGAAUAUUUAUGUGAAAAACUCGUAGAAAAGCUACCGGGAGGAAAUUUUACCAAUAUACUGAAGAAAUUAUGCAAUUUAACUAAAAGAAAUAAUUAUUGCAAAGGUCUCUUUACUCAGGGUCGUAUUAAAAAAGACUUAGAUAAAAAAUGUAAUGGUAUAAAGGAUAAACUCAAAUAUUAUUAUUAUAGUUUAAGUAAAACUUUAUUUACAGGAGAAUGGAAUGCAAGAAUAGAAGCAGAAGAUUGCGAAAAUUAUGAAACGUUGUUCUCUUAUAAAAAAUAUACUAAAGAUACUGAAGAUAGCGUAUUAUUGGAAUUUAUAGGAAAAGAAGCACUAUCUAAUGAACCGAAAGAUGAUGAACUGGAACAUAAAUAUCUAUAUACCGAAUGUAUUCGCACUCUUCUUGAAAAAUAUCAUUGUGUAACCCCUUUUGGGCCUACUAUGGCAGAAUCAUGUUCUCAACCAACGGAUACAUGUAAUCACUUUAAUCGAAGUACUACCAUAACUUGUCGAUAUUUGGACUCUUAUAUUAAAAAAGUUCUCUCAGAAAAACAAGAGCAUAUCACAGGUUAUGAGAAAAAGAUAACAAGAAAUAACUGUUCGUUACUCGGUGCUUGUGAGUAUCAUUUAUUACUCUGUUAUAACAAAACAACAGAGGAUCUUUGCAAGCUAAUAAUAAAAAAAUGCUCCAUAAAAGUUGACCUAGAUAUGAAUUUCAUAAAGAACUUUUCUUUAGGCAAAUGCAAUUCAACGUUUAAAAACGUAAAUUUAAUUAAAUUUUUUUAUGAAAAAGAAAAAAGUGGAGUUUUAUUACCGCAUAAAGCUCCAUAUCUUACUCCUCUUUUAAUGUUUUUCUCUUCCCUAGGAAGAUCUACUCUUACUUUAAAGGAAAGAUGCUUGAAUUUUAUUAAAAAAAAUUGUUUGGCUCUUCUGGGUAUGUUUCCUAAUCUUCAUGAAUAUUGUAAAAGUGGACAUACUGAUGAAUGCGAACAAUUGGAUGAAAAGAUGAAUACAACAUGUUUCAAUUUAAAUAAAACAUUUGAAGAAUUAGGUCUUACUUCUAUUAAUGGCGUUUGGACUAUACUAUGGAACAGCACAGCAAACAAUAUCACUACACCCCAAUGUCAAAUGUUAAUAGAAGAAUGCACUUAUUUUAGACGUGGUUGUCUUGGUAUUGAAGGUCCAUGUGAAAAUGUAAGAUCUCUAUGUUAUACACUGAGUAAAAAAAGAUCUCACUUAAAUUAUUUUUGGGAAAAACUCGAAGAAAAACUAUCACCUAGUGAUUUUAGCAUUUUUAAUCAAUCUAAUCUAUCUCAGUCCUCAGCUGCUUCUAAUUUAUACCAGCAUAUAUACAAGCAUAUUCUAGAUAUAUGUGCUAAGUUUGGAGGGACUAACGAGGUUUUAUUUAGAUGGUGUUUACACCCUACCCCUAAUCACCCCCGGCACGAUGAUUUAAAAAGAGGCUUACUAUAUGUAGGAGAACCUCCUAGUUUACCAGAAUGUGCAUCUUAUAUUUAUGAAUGUCACAACUUAUCAAACAUUUUUAAGGAUCUUACUACUAAUUGCACAAUACUGGAAAAAGCAUGUUAUAAUCAGUCACAAAACUAUGAUAAACUUGAAGAUUCUAAGCUUAUUAAGUCGACUUGA